Molecule: messenger RNA, 699 nt
Organism: Rotaria sp. Silwood2
Lineage: Eukaryota; Metazoa; Rotifera; Eurotatoria; Philodinida; Philodinidae
Source: the annotation of a GenBank genome assembly
AUGAAAGCUGUUCUUGCUAUUAUCUUCUUUGCCUGCAUUGCUGGCUCCAUGGCUGCAGAUGCUCGUCUCCAAGCUUUUGAAGGAAUUAUUGCACAAGGUCAAGCUAUGCUUACCAGUAUCUUAGCUCAAGUCCAAACACAAUUCGUUGGUCUUGCUCAACAAGCUCUUGGUCAACUCCAAAGCCUUGUUAGCUCACUUGGUGGCCGAUUCGAUUUCGACUUCCAAAAUGUCCUCAAACCCCUUUUAGCUCUUCUUAAUGGAGGUGCUAACAACGUUCUUCAACAACUUACUGGUGCUCUUGCUGGUCUUCUCACUGGUCGUGCUUUACCUAACAUUGGAGCAAUCUUCACCGAAUUCUACAAUCAAGUUGCACCAGCUAUCACUGGACUUGGUCAACACUUCCUUAACCAAGGUUUAUCUGCUGUUCUUGGUGCCCUCGGUAGUCUUGGUGGAGCUCGUGCCAUUGGUGAUCUCUUCGCUGGUCUCUCACAACAAUUCAGCAACAUGCUUCAAACAGCUCAAGGUGCCGUAUCAGGCAUUGUAGGCAGUCUCCAAACAAUUGGUUCAAACCUUCUUGAUGCCUCAAAACCACACUGGGAACAACUUCAAGAACAACUUGUUGGUCAUGGUCUCAAUGUUCUUGGUUCACUCUCGGAAACCAUCAACAACCUUCAUGGUUCAAUCACUGGUGGUCGUUAA